CCGGGGACUGGAGCCACGUUAGUUCUGAGAGACAGGCUGUAAGAGACUUUUGUUCUUUUCUGUCAGUUUAUUCAAUGUGUAGCCUACUUACAUGAACCGUGUCGUUACAUAUUUACAUUAGCUACCUUCAACAUAGUCAAACAAAUGCUAAAUACGAGCUAAUUUAGCUUGUAUUAGCUGUCACGCCGUCAUCAUCAGAGACAUCCUGCAGCGGACAGGUCGGUCCUACAUGAGGUUGCUGUUUGUUCACUGAAGAAAUGGCCAGUCCUAAUGAUCUACAGUUCCAAGAGUUUGAGGAGGCAGCAGAGCUGUUGUCUGCAGACCCGGGGGCGUCCACACUCGGUAUAUCUGCCUCAAACACCGUCACCACAGCAGCAGGAGGAGUGGGAGGAGGAGGAGGAGCAGGAGGAGGAGAAGAUGUGAAAUUAGACCUUUCAGAAGAUGAGGAGGGUCAGGAGGAGAGCUCAGAGCUCUUAGGAGGACAGAAACCAACUGGAGGCUUCUGGACCUUUGAGUACUAUCAGUCAUUCUUCAAUGUGGACACAAUGCAGGUUCUGGACAGAGUGAAAGGUUCAGUAAUGCCGUUACCUGGAAGAAACUUCGUCAAACACCACCUCAGGAGUAAUCCAGAUCUGUACGGUCCGUUCUGGAUCUGUGUGACUCUCGUGUUCUCCGUAGCGAUCAGUGGGAAUCUGUCCACAUUCCUCAGUGAGAUGGGAAACCCUUCAUACCACUACAGACCACAGUUCCACAGAGUAACAAUAGCUGCUGUAGUGAUCUUCAUGUACGCCUGGCUGGUGCCGAUUGGUUUGUGGGGUUUCCUGACGUGGCGGCAAGGGACUGAGAGGCAGAUUGGAGGCUACUCCUUCCUGGAGACCGUGUGUGUCUAUGGCUACUCCCUCUUUAUCUACAUCCCCACCUCGGUGUUGUGGAUCAUCCCAUUUGAGUGGCUGCGCUGGACACUGAUCCUGAUCGCAAUGGUUAUCUCCGGCUCAGUCCUGGUCCUCACCUUUUGGCCCGUUGUCCGUGACGACACCAAGGUGAUGGCAAUCGCUACAGUUGCGACCAUAGUGGUUUUACACACGCUGCUGGCCAUCGGCUGUAAGAUGUACUUCUUCCAGACGGCAGUACAUGUCCCAACGCCGGCCUCUACAACCGCACCGAUUCACAUAACAUUAACCACCAAAUCCCACUGACCAAUAAGAAGCAAGAGUGGCGUUAGGUGUCUUGUGUCAUCUAGAAUCACGUGCAGAUAUAAAAAUCAUGUACAGACACGACCGAUUGAGGCAAUGUUUAUUAUUGCCGUCGUGUGAUGUGUUCUGUGCUCCCCUGAUGGAAGUAUUGGGAUGGGUGUGUGUGUGUGUGGUCGUCCGUCUGUCUAAUUUAUCCCGAGGUUGGUUCAACUGUGACUGAAGUAGCACGUGUUCACUGCAAUAACUUUAGAUUUCGACUGUGAUGUUUUCAGGAUGUGGUGCAUCUCAGCGGUCUGGCACGGCUCCCUCAAUGCUGUGAUUCCCCCUCGAUUCAUCAUCAGCAAGAUUCAAACACAAGCUGAAAAAACAAAGACUCAUCAAGUAACACAAUACGAAACCCACGUUGUUGAUAAUUAUUACUUCGUGUGAGAUAUUAAUGAGCAACCAAGAAAAUGACAAAGCCCCCUUGUGUGCGUGAUCUUGUUCCUCAUGCAUCUUCUGCCAUACUGACUUAAUUAGAUUCUUUUUCAUUCAUUUUCAUUGGAUGAAUCUGAUCAUUUUCAUUUAUUUGUUUAGAAUAUAUCAGAAAACAGCGCAAUAAAUCCCCCAUUAAUAUUCCCUAAUUUAACCAUGGCCUUGUCCUCAAAUUAACAUCAAAAGAUUUUCAUUUUAAAAAGAUAUAAAUCAGAGAAUUGUGUGGAAUUUCAUUAAGACAUUUUAACUUUCCAGUAAAGCACCUGUGAGACUAAUAACAUUAACGAUAGCUGUGUUCUAUUGAAAUGUCCCUUUAAACCAUGUCUGUAGACACUUAGUCUAAUCAGGUUUCAGUUUGUAGUGUUCACACUGGGAAAGUGACACAACACAGGAUACCUAAUCAGAAUGUAUAUAUGCAUACUAAAAAAACCUUGAUUUCUGAGUGUACUGUUGAUGUUCACUACUCUCCCACAAGGGUCAAAUUAUCUUUGUACACCACACAUAUUUAAUUAUUACCUGCAUAUGAAACAGCAAAAUAUGUUGAUUUCUUGUAAACUAACUGCAAAAACAGUAUACUUUAAAUAUAUAUAUAUAGUAUAUACUAUAGAUAGUCAGUAUGUAGUAUAGAAUAGUACAGCUGUAAUUCAACCAUCCAUCAUGUUAUUCAUCUGUGAUUCACUGUUGCUAUGAAACGUGGUGCAGAACCUCAUGCUCAACGUUUUGUGAUUAUCUGAACUAUUAUCAAGCAUAAUCUUCAAACUAACAUUAGCGCUCAUAUUUUGAGUGCCCUAAACUUAACACUAAACAGGUGCUUUCUCUCUCAUCAGCUUCCAGCAACUGUUAACAGAUCUUAUGGUUCAAAACACUGAAUCUUGAAUGUAUCCCUAUGAAGCCGCUCGCUUCAGCCAUAUAUGUGGGUGAGGAAGCCGUUCCAGACUGUAGCAGAAGGUGAUGAAUGUGUUCAUAGAGUAUAAAACUGCAAAAGGACUCUUGCUGAUGCACCACAUCGCUUCUCCUACCUGUAAGAAUCACGAAGAGCUCAGCCUCUUAACCUCCACUCACUUAAUGACUUCAGUCGCUUUAUAUAAAUAGAUGAUUUAUUGUAAAUUAAAGGAACAAGGUUUACAUCUGCGGAACUAUUUAUUCCCUACUGUGAUGCUGUUUAGGGGCUUUUGUUAAUAAACUUAAGGAGU
Messenger RNA from Scomber scombrus (Atlantic mackerel), 2860 nucleotides. It is a transcript of the gene yipf2, whose product is annotated as Yip1 domain family, member 2. The record is from RefSeq and is a predicted model, not a curated record. Gene Ontology annotation, molecular function: small GTPase binding. Gene Ontology annotation, biological process: vesicle-mediated transport. The transcript has 9 exons. Gene Ontology annotation, cellular component: membrane; Golgi apparatus. The coding region runs from base 258 to 1196 and encodes 312 amino acids. NCBI's taxonomy places the organism in Eukaryota, Metazoa, Chordata, Actinopteri, Scombriformes, Scombridae.